Amborella trichopoda is the source of this 902-nucleotide messenger RNA. Its product is annotated as RNA binding Plectin/S10 domain-containing protein. Gene Ontology annotation, molecular function: RNA binding; structural constituent of ribosome. NCBI's taxonomy places the organism in Eukaryota, Viridiplantae, Streptophyta, Magnoliopsida, Amborellales, Amborellaceae. Gene Ontology annotation, cellular component: cytosolic small ribosomal subunit. The record is from RefSeq and is a predicted model, not a curated record.
CAGGGAGAAGUAGAGAAAGUUUGCCCACAAAGAAGCCCCCUUCAAAGACAACUGGUUUUAGGGUUUUCGUUCUCAUUGCUGUGGUUCGUUUUGGGGGCGAAGAAGCCUCUCUCUAGCAAAUAGCAACAAUGUUGAUCCCGAAGAAGAACCGCAACGAGGUGUACAAGUACCUCUUUCAAGAGGGGGUGCUCCAUGCCAAGAAAGAUUACAAUCUGGAAAAGCACCCUAACAUCGAUGUUCCGAAUCUCCAUGUGAUAAAGCUCAUGCAGAGCUUCAAAUCAAAGGAAUAUGUUCGUGAGACAUUUGCGUGGAUGCAUUAUUAUUGGUACCUCACGAACGAUGGGAUCGAAUAUCUUCGCACUUAUCUCAAUCUCCCAUCUGAAAUCGUUCCUGCAACUUUGAAGAAGUCAGUCAAGCCCGGUGGUAGACCCUUGGGCCCGCCUGGUGAUAGGCCUAGGGGCCCACCUCGUUUUGAUGGUGAAAGGCCAAGAUUUGGCGAUCGAGAUGGGUACCGUGGGGGUCCUCGUGGACCUCCUGGUGAAUUUGGUGACAAGGAAGGCGCUCCACCUGAAUUCCAACCAUCGUUUAGGGGUCCUGGUGGAAGGCCGGGUUUUGGGCGUGGAGCUGGUGGUUUUGGUGCGGGACCUGCAAGCUCCAGUUUUGCUUAAUAGAAUUAGCUUUAGCAGUUGGUAUUUAUUUUAGUGUUUUCGCUUUCACUGAAAUUUUGGGGUGUGGAUUAUUCUCUGGGAUGUGCUCCGGUCUGAAAAUUUUUCAUUUGUUCUAUCAACAUAAGAGUAGCUGAAGGGCAUAUACUGAUUAAAAGAGAAUUUUAAUUAGUCUUCGUACUUUCCUUGUAAGGCGCUAAGUGGGUUUUAAGAGUUUUGGUUUGGUUCCUUCUUUUU